AUGCGGUUGAUUUCGAUCAUCAUCUUUUACCUCUUCUUCUGCCCUUGCUCGGCUGGUCUGAUCGCUCGCUUUUUCUUACAACCCAGGGAACAUGGGUCUUUUAAUGGAUCCAUGCAAAAUAAUAGAUCGUCAUCCAUCUCGCGAAUCUUGACUGCUGCGAGUCUAUCUAGUAAUAAUGGUGGGCUUGCCGUCAUUCCCAUCACUCCUUCGACUCCAGCCCAGACUCAAAUCCCCAGCUCGGGCGGCAAUACUGCCAGCAACUCUACGCCUGAUGACGACCCACAGCCCUCAUCCGCGGCACCUAGUCUUUCUCUCAUCCGCUCUUCCAUCGUGACUCCAUCAUCAGAGAUCCCCAAAGCUACAAGCACCAUAUUGACUGCUGGUGUUGUGGGCCCUUUACCCAGUGCCGGCACAGAGAAUCCGUCUCUACCUUCGGUAACGUCUACAAGCCCGGCAAAUCCAGAUAAUAGGCUUUCCACUCAGAGCUAUCGCCCCAGCAAAGAAGAUUCAUCAUCAAGAAUCUCUAAGAAUACAGCUACCAGACUGACUGCCGGUGUGGUAGGCCCCAUGCCAGGUGUCAGUACAAGUAAUCCAUCUCCGCCUACAGCGCCUACAGGGCCGACAGAGCCGGGCAAUGCGCCCUAUUAUACACGAGAAAGCACGGCUUCGUCGUCAAGAGUUUCCGAGACCACGAGUACCAGAUUAACCGCUGGCGUGGGCACAGAGGACCCGUCUCCUCAGCCCACAGCUACGUUCACGACUCCCACGAUCCCAGAAGCCGAGUCUCUUUUUACAUACAGAAGUAUAGUACCUAUCUCGGACGGUAUCAACCAAGGAUAUCAGUCCAACAAUGCUGCGUUACAACCAGCCACGACUAUAGGCUCUGCCAAUCAUUCGAAUCCACAGGACCCAACGUCAUCUUCAUUAUCUGUUGAACCAGAAGAUCAGCCAUCAGAGGAAACACCCACCCCUGUCACCAAACCGGUCAUAGUCAUGGUUACCCCAUCCACCACUGAGUCCUUUUCAUCAACAAAAUCCACCCAGGAGAGCGACUCCACGCGAAAAGUAAUCCCAGAGACGCCACAGCUAGCGAGUCCCACACAUACGCACACGCAUGCAACAGCAGAAGUACAAACAGAAACGUCAGAGGUAACGACUAUUCACGCAAUAUCAACCUCAACUGUUAUUGUGACCAUUACGCCAUCAUCAACGACUACUUCCGCGUCGGCCUCUGAGUCCGAAUCUGACCCCAAGACAAUUACAGUCCCAGGUAGGACUUCUGCUGGUGAUGAUGAUUCUGUUGGCGAUGAUGAUAUGCAAGGGUUGUCUGUUGUUCCAGUCACACCCACGGGGUUCGUUACUGUGACUGAGACGAAAACCGUGGCUGAUCGAACUGAGACCGUGACUGUAACUGUUACUCGAUGA
This is a messenger RNA of Aspergillus wentii DTO 134E9, 1425 nucleotides long. RefSeq lists its product as uncharacterized. Lineage: Eukaryota; Fungi; Ascomycota; Eurotiomycetes; Eurotiales; Aspergillaceae. The record is from RefSeq and is a predicted model, not a curated record. Bases 1 to 1425 code for a protein of 474 amino acids. The transcript has a single exon.